GGCUGUAGACUGGGGGAUGAUGGGAGUGUGGCUCUGUUUGAUCACUACGGCUUCAAUGGACAAGACUUCCUGUCCUUUGAGGUGGACACUAUGACCUGGAGAGCAAGUUCCCUACAGGCAGAGGACACUCAGAGGGACUGGAACCAGAACAGGGUUAAAAACCAGUAUAUCAGAGCCUUCCUAGAGAUUGACUGUAUGGAAACACUGAAGAGAUUCCUGGAGUUCAGAAAAAUAGACAAAAACCACACAGGUGAGACAGAGAAAACUCCCAGUGCAGUAUUAAUGUACUGGAGUGUCCAAUUCUGCAGCAUGUUUGAACUCUGA
Molecule: messenger RNA, 324 nt
Organism: Lepisosteus oculatus (spotted gar)
Lineage: Eukaryota; Metazoa; Chordata; Actinopteri; Semionotiformes; Lepisosteidae
Source: RefSeq, a predicted model, not a curated record